Molecule: messenger RNA, 2141 nt
Organism: Pseudocercospora fijiensis CIRAD86
Lineage: Eukaryota; Fungi; Ascomycota; Dothideomycetes; Mycosphaerellales; Mycosphaerellaceae
Exons: 2
Coding region: 374-2089 (571 amino acids)
Molecular function (GO): oxidoreductase activity, acting on paired donors, with incorporation or reduction of molecular oxygen; iron ion binding; heme binding
Source: RefSeq, a predicted model, not a curated record
CGGUUCUCGUAUGUAUGCAUCCUGACAUGAAUCACAUGAUAUGCAUUUGACCCCAUCUUAAUAUCGCCUAUCCCUGGCCAUGUCGUCGUAUUCGUACUAGCGCCAAUCGUGCAACGUUAACGGAGUUCGUAUGCUGAUGAGCCAGAGCACGCUGCUCGAUCUGAAAAUGGAGGACAUUGCGGCAGCCAUCUGAAUGAUCCCGGACAUUGGAGGCGGAACAUCCGGCGAGACAGAACUGCUGCUGAACUGAAGACUGCAUUCAAGCCAUCCAAAGAGAGAACUGUGACCAGAUCUCACCCUCUUCUUACGCCGUCCGAAGACUGGACAUCCCAUCGGCGGCGGCAGAUCUGCAGUGCUACUACACUGAUCUGGCAUGGCUGAAGGCAUCGCACAAGAUGACCGGUCUUCCGUGUCCACAAGCUGGAUCACAUACUUCAAGGCCAAUCCAACAAUAGCUUUGACUCUCUUUCUCGCCAUCACCAUAUCAAUCACUCGCCUCACCAGUCUCACCAACAGCACUUCCAAGACGAUCAACCAAGAUGGCCUCAAAACACCACCCAGCGUGCCGUACUGGCUUCCAAUCCUCGGCCACAUACCCAACAUGGCACUCGACGCGGACGGCUUUGUCAAGAAAUUGAGGAGCAUCUACCGCAACGGCAUAUUUGUCGUGAACUUCGGCGGCUCCCGGCACAACAUCAUGUACACCCCCGGCCUUGCAACAGCACUGCUUAACCAGAAACCCAGCAAUGCAGACUCCGAGGACGUUGGAACAUCGCUGAUGAUCAAGGUAUUUGGCUUUCCGCCCAAAGAACUCGACAAGUACCACAAAGGUCUCGCCGACGUCGCAGCGUGUUACAAACACAUUUUGGUGGAACCAGGUCUCAAGCACAUGGUGGACCGAACGGCACAAUUGACCAAGGAGAGCAUUAAUAACCUCGUCACAUACAUGGAGAGUCCUGUUGAUCAAAUGCCGUGGGAAAAGGUUGCGAACGUCGAUGUCAUCGAGCGAAAUGGUCAGAAAAUGGUCGAAGCCAAUCUUUUAGAACUCAUCCGCGACUUCUGUGCUUUCACAGCCAACCCCUCGAUCAUGGGCACAGACUUCCUAAACAACUUUCCGGAUUUCUUCGACGGGAUCUGGACACUCGACCGCGGCUUCCUCCUACUCGCUACAGGCUUACCACGAUGGUUCCCCAUCCCAGCUCUCACCAGAGCUCACAUCGCCCGGAAAAAGAACGUUGAGAAAUGUAUGGCCUACCACGAACAGCUCGAGAAAUGGUCCAAAGGCGAGCCUACAGACACAAAAUGGACUUCUCUCCACGAUAUCGGAGCCUUAGAAAAAGCUCGUAUCCAAGUCUAUCAAAAACACAACUGGAGUAUCCGAGCCCGAGCAGCAACGGAGCACGCACUCAUGUGGGCGGCAAACGCAAACUCGAACACUUUAGUCUUCUGGAUGAUCAACCGCAUCUACGCCGACCCCGACCUCCUCACCAACCUCCGCUCCGAAAUCUCGCCUUACAUCACAAUCGUAAAAGACGACUCUGCCUCCCUCCCAAUCACCUCCCCACCCCGAAUCUCCAACAUCGACGUCGACGGUCUCGUCAAUAACUGCCCAUUACUGAAAAGUACUUACGUAGAAUGUCUUCGAGUAGACACAGCAUCAUGGUCCUUGAAAAUCGUAAAACAAGAUUUCGUCCUCCAGUCCCGAGAAAAGGACUCUCAGCCUUGGCUUUUGCGGAAAGGAGAUUAUGCGCACGCCGCUCAUGAUUUGCAUAAUACUGAUCCGAAGUUUUGGGAGGAUCCGAUGGUUUUCAGAGCGGAUCGACAUAUCAAAUAUGAUGAGGAGACUAAGAAGGUGACGGCGGAUAUGGGCAGUAUUAGACCUUACGGUGGAGGAGCGAGUAUGUGUAAAGGACGAGCUUUCGCUCUCAAGGAAUCUUUGCUUUUCACUGCGGCGAUCAUCUCGAUGUGGGAGAUUGAACCGGCGGGAGGGGAGGGGAGGAAAUGGAAGAUUCCAAAGCAUCGGAAGGCUACGGGCGUUUAUGGGACGGAUGAGGUGACUAGGGUUUGGAUUAAGAGGAGGGAGGUUUGAGUUCUUGAUCAUCAAAGUGUUUAGAAUCUACGACAAGAAUCUGUGGCCUCAG